UUUUUUUUUACUUUUUAUGUUUUAUCUUCUUUUUAUCAAACUUUAAUAAAUAAUAUAAUUAAGUGUGAUUAAAUAAUUUGGAAAAUAAACAAAUUUUUUUAAAAAAAAUUAGAUGUUAAAUUUCGGGUAUCUCGUGAAAUUCAGUAAAUUUAUGGAAAGAUGCAAAUGAACAAAAUCUAUUCUUAAUAAAUUAAUGAUUACAAGAUAGUUUUAGAAAGGAAGAAGUUGACCCAAAAUGCUCCUUGAUAUAUGAUCAACACAGCAAUGGCGUCCCCUUUAACCCAUUCGACCAAAUCUAUGUUAAUCAGAGUUUGUUAGUGAAUUACGAAAUCCUAGGAGACAAUCUAAAGUUUUUGGAGAUAUCUGGAUGCAGAAUCAAUAUAACAGUGUACCUUCAGAAGAAUCAAUCCAUGAUUUUUAAGUUCAAUAUAGAGAAUCAAGGCUUCUUAGAUACAUUACAUAUGAAAUAUUCAAAUAUUACAAGCAUGAGCAGCCGCAAACGAAAUUACCUUGAUUCUCCAAAAUAUGGACCUUAUUAUGACGAACGCCAACGCCAUGCACCGGAGAUAGAUCUAGAUCAUUAUGACAGAUAUCCAGAAUCAAUAGAUAGCGAUCAAUUUAUGAGUGAACGUAUUGGAAGAAAAAAAAGAUCUUUAAACGAUAAGAAUAUAGAAGAAUAUAAUAGCAUUUAUGAUGAAACUAUCUCUGGUUCUGGAAAUUUUGAAAUUUCGGCUCCAGGAAUUGUGUUAGAAUCAAAUUUAAGUGGAUCAGGUGAUCCAUUUCUUUUAACUGGAUCAGGAUACAUAAACGAAAAUAUCGACAUUGAAGAAAUUUAUACACGAAGUAGGUCAGGAGAUAGAGAAAAGACAAAUUAUGACACGAUAUUAGACUUAGUCGAAGGAAACGAUGAUAAACUAGUAUCUGCUAUGAGCGGAUCAGGAGAUAUAUUAAAAAGAAACUACGAUAAAUCCAAUACUCUAAGUGAAUUAGGAGACGUAGCAAAAAGGGUCUAUGGUAAAAUAUUAACUAUUCUUUGUGGGUCAACAGAGUUAAUAUCACUUAAUAUAUGUGGAACAGCAGAAAUAGGGGGAAGAAACGAUGAUGAAAUCUCAUCCAGUCUAAGUGGAUCGGGAGACGUAGUCGAUGAACAGCUAUCCUAUAUUCUAAGUAAAUUAGGGUACAUAGUCGAGCGAAACGAUAAUGAACAUUCAUCAAACCUAAUUAGAUCGGGUGAAGCAUUCAGAAGGAGUGAUGAUGAACUCUUAUCUAAUCUAAGUGGAUCAGGAGACGUAGUUGAUAGAAAUAGACUAGCAUCUGAUCUAGAUGGAUCCGGAGACGUGGUCAAGAUAAACAAUGAUGAACAUUCAUCUACUCUAAGUGGAUCAGGAGACGUAGCCAGAAGAAACUAUAAUAAACAAUUUUCUACUCUACGCGGAUCAGGAGACGUAGUCGGUAGGAAGGAUGAUGACCUUUCUAGUCCAAGUGGAUCGGGAGACCUACUAAGGAGAAACAAUGAUGAACAUUCAUCUACUUUAAGUGCAUCGGGGGGCACAGUCGAAAGGAACGAUGAUGAACUAUCACCUAAUCUAAGUGGAUCAGGAGAUGUAGUAGAGAAAAACGAUGAACAAUCAUCGACUCUAAGUGGAUCGGGAGACGCAAACGGAAGGACUAAUAAUAUAAUAUCGUCUACUCCAAGUGGAUCAAGUGAUAUAACCGAAAUGAAUGAUGAUAGGCUAUCUACUUUAAGCGGAUCGGGUUCAGAUAUAGCAGGAAAAAAGAAUGAUACUCAAAGUAGGUCAGGAGAUAUAGACGAAAGAAACGAUGAUAAAUUAUUAUCUACUUCAAAUGUAUCAAAAGACACAGUCGAAGAUAAUGGUGAUCAACUAAUAUCUUCUAUAAACCCAGAUGUCAAACUCGAUAGAACUUCCCCCACGGGUUUAGAUAUUAAUGGUUCAAAGACCAAAAUAUUUGCUGAUAAAGGCACGAGAAAUGCAACUAAGGCCUUAAAUCCAGAAAAUAAGAAUUUCGGUUCUGGUGAAGACUCUCCAAGUUCAUCAAACGUCGAACACGCAGUUGCUUUAAAUGGAAGACUCAAAAUCAUCAAAUAUAAUGAUUUGUCAAAUAAGGUUGACAAAAACAACCCACUGUUUACAAAAAGCAAGGCAUACAAAAAAUACGUAUUUAGCAUAGAUAGCUCCGAUGUGAGCCCCAGGAAUCCACUGGUUCUUAGUAUAUUCACUUCACAGCCAUCGAUGGUUUAUUUCUAUAGCAAGAUGCAUUGAUGAUUUUAGAAACGAAAACUAGUUUUAGAUUAUUUACAUUAGCUUUGAGAAUAGAAUUUAGUAUAUUUUAAAUCUCCAUUUUUUAAUAAUCAAUCAUAUAAUUCUAUUAAUCAUGAUUUGGGAUUUCAAUUUAAUUAAUGAAUGAGAUAUAUAUUUAAUAUAAUACGCAGACACCGCUAGAAUACAGGUGAGAAUAGUUGUUCCAAUUAUUGUUUUAUUAUAAUUUGAAAAUGAGAAAAUCAUAUUUUCGAUUACAUGUAAAACGGAUGAUUAAAACUUUA
Messenger RNA from Gordionus sp. m RMFG-2023, 2563 nucleotides. Its product is annotated as muscarinic acetylcholine receptor M3-like. The transcript is spliced from 8 exons. Lineage: Eukaryota; Metazoa; Nematomorpha; Gordioida; Chordodea; Parachordodidae. Gene Ontology annotation, biological process: cellular response to hormone stimulus; G protein-coupled receptor signaling pathway. The coding region runs from base 411 to 2282 and encodes 623 amino acids. Gene Ontology annotation, molecular function: G protein-coupled receptor activity; peptide binding. The record is from RefSeq and is a predicted model, not a curated record. Gene Ontology annotation, cellular component: plasma membrane.